AUGCUCACCGACGGCGGCGAUCUACCCAUUGGCGAUAUGCCGGCAAACAGGGAGAGGGAUCGAGAGAAGGACAGAGACCGCGGGAAGCACAGGGAUCGAUCCAGGGAUAGACAGGCAGAGAAAGAGUCGAAGAAGGAGCGCCGAGACAAGGAGAACGGCCACGUGAAGAGCAUCGACAAGUUGCCCCCGAUAAAGAUCAAGCUCCUCAGCCCGUCCACGUCAUCUGAUCCCUCCACGACACCGGCAAGGGGUGCUGGAACGCCCGGCCAGGAGCCGCUCAAGAUCCGCAUCAAGCCGAUUGCCCAGGAGAGCCCUGUCCCCUCCACAUCUACCGUAUCCACGACAGCUGCUGCCGAGUCCUCCUCCACUUCGAGGCCCUCUUCCGGAAUGGGCGUCGUCCAGCCCAAGCAUAUUGAUCGGAGCGUCGACCUGCCCCCGAUCGUGUUGAAGUCGCGGGAAAAGGAGAAGAUCAACACCCCCACCACGUCCACACCCGCAAAAGCUUCGACUGCUUCAGUCAAGAAGGAGACCCCGCCAAAACCCUCGCCCUCUACAGCACAACCACACGUUGAGGCCAAAAAGAAGGCCGAGCCGGUUAAGAAGCAGCCCGCCAAGAAGAAGGAGGUGAAAUCCCGGGCGAGCGUCGACCUCACUGAAGAUGAGGACGAGGCGCCGGUGAAGGGAAAGGCCAAUGGCGACGAUCCGCAAGUCUGGAUCUGCCCGGUGUGUUCUGUGGCGUAUGCCGAUGGGGCAAAUAUGGUUGGCUGUGAUACGUGUGAUGAUUGGUAUCAUUGGGCAUGUGUCGGCAUUACUGUCGAACCCCGGCCGAACAACAGUGGUUCUGUGAUAAGUGCACGAAAAAGCGCUCGGAGAGCAAGGUGGAGAAGCGGAAGGGCUCCUCAAUUGGCGCUGCUGCUGCGGCGAAGAAGCGGAAAUAGGUGUACUUUG
Messenger RNA from Mesorhabditis spiculigera, 948 nucleotides. Lineage: Eukaryota; Metazoa; Nematoda; Chromadorea; Rhabditida; Rhabditidae. The record is from the annotation of a GenBank genome assembly.